AUGGAACGUGAUCAGCAGCUGGUACUGUUUCUGGUGUUUGAGCAUGUGGAACAAGACCUGGACUCGUUCCUGAAGAGAUCUCCUGGACCUUUAUCGGAAAACAGAAUCAGAAGCAUGUCCUACGACAUCCUAUCGGGCAUAGACUUUCUACACUCGCAUCGCAUAGUCCAUCGCGACCUGAAACCCCACAAUCUUCUCGUGACACGCGCUGGUCGCGUGAAGCUAGCGGAUUUUGGGCUAGCGAAGACUUACGACGCGGACAUGAAGCUUACGAGCGUGGUAGUUACUCUAUGGUACCGUCCACCAGAGGUCUUGCUAGGCGUGUCCUACAAUACAGCAGUAGACGUUUGGUCUUGCGGCUGCGUACUGGCAGAACUGCAUACUAGAGCGCCUCUCAUGCCAGGCACAUCUGACUCUGAGCAACUUCACUGCAUAUUUAGACUCCUCGGUCGCCCAUCAAGGUUCGACUGGCCGGAUAAUGUAUCCAUAUUGCCGGAUAGCUUUCCGGAUUAUCCGCCAAAGGAUUUAGCCGACGUCAUACCUAGCAUACAUCCCAACGCGUUAGACUUAAUAAGGAGAAUGCUUGUAUUCGAUCCGGCUAGGAGACUAACCGCCUUGGAUUGUCUAGAACACCCAUACUUCACUGACGAACCGCUCACGUAG
Molecule: messenger RNA, 663 nt
Organism: Chilo suppressalis (striped riceborer)
Lineage: Eukaryota; Metazoa; Arthropoda; Insecta; Lepidoptera; Crambidae
Source: the annotation of a GenBank genome assembly